CUUUUCUUUUUAUACGUAACACAAAUGUCGUUUCACGACAUUCAUAAAUACUUUUUAUAUGUCAUAACAUCUCUGAUUUGAUUUGACCAUUUCAUUAACGUUUAUAUAUUGACAUUCAUGAAAAUAUUUCCCCGCUCAAGAGAAUGUGGCCUUUGAUAGUGAGAUCUUUGGGCAAGUUCGGUAAAUACAUAACACUUCCUAUCGUGGGUAUUAUUGGAUUUAUCGGAUACAAUGUGGAGGGAUGGAUAUCGGAUCGUUACACACCUUCUACAAAGUCCAUCACGCAGCAACGGCAGGAGAGGUUACUGGAAAAUAUAGAUUCCUCGACUACCAAGCAGAAACACAAUCCUUUAGAAGUUAAUCUUUCACCGUCGUUGUCUAGUUAGGUGUGCGCUCUACCGCUAAUUCCAAUAUGGAGAAUAAUAAUUACAACACUUACAGAAAGUCUGAAUAAAUCGUUAGCUAAUAUUAUAAAGAGA
Messenger RNA from Temnothorax curvispinosus, 479 nucleotides. RefSeq names its product small integral membrane protein 12. The coding region runs from base 144 to 386 and encodes 80 amino acids. NCBI's taxonomy places the organism in Eukaryota, Metazoa, Arthropoda, Insecta, Hymenoptera, Formicidae. The transcript has 2 exons. The record is from RefSeq and is a predicted model, not a curated record.